CAUAUUGGAACAUACCAAUCCAUAAUCCAUAUAUACAAUAUUUACGGUUCAAUCAAACAAUUCUUACAUAGGUUUCUUUGUCUUAGCAACAUAGGCAAUGUAUUGAAAUCCGUCAAAAUAUUGUUGAAAUUUAUGACCUAAUCUGUACGAUCCUUAAACAUCUCAAUGACAACACCAAAUGCAGUAGAAUAUCAUUGGUAGAAAAAAUGGACUCAAUGGAAGAGGAACAAUGUUUACAACAAUGUGAAAAUUAUAUUCAGAACCAUAACAUUCAAUUAUUAUUAAAAGAAUGCAUUGUUCAACUUUGCUUACAUAAGCCUGAAAAUCCAGUAGUCUUUUUAAGGCAAUAUUUUCAAAAGUUAGAAAGAGAACAAGUAAAAGCUGCUGCUGCGGCAGCAGCAACAUCAGAGGGUGAGGCAGAUGGUGAGUUGUCACCACUACCAGUGCCGGGUGGACAGUUACCGCGCCGCCGUGGUGGCAUCAGUGCUGAGCCCGUUACAGAAGAAGACGCAACAAGCUAUGUUAAAAAGGUAGUGCCAAAGGAUUACAAAACUAUGGGUGCGUUGUCACGAGCAAUUGCAUCCAAUGUUUUAUUUACACACUUGGAUGAAUCAGAGCGUGCGGAUAUGUUUGAUGCUAUGUUUCCAGUGCAAUGUUUGCAAGGUGAAACUGUGAUUCGGCAAGGUGACGAAGGAGACAACUUCUAUAUAAUUGACUCAGGUGAAGUUGAAGUGCUGGUGAACGGCGAGGUGGUGACGACGAUAGGCGAGGGCGGCAGUUUCGGCGAGCUGGCGCUGAUCUACGGCACGCCGCGCGCCGCCACCGUGCGCGCGCGCUCGCCGCUCAAGCUGUGGGGGCUCGACCGCGACUCCUACCGCCGCAUCCUCAUGGGCUCCACCAUCCGCAAGAGGCGCAUGUACGACGAGUUCCUCUCGCGCGUCUCCAUACUGGAGAGUUUAGAGAAGUGGGAGCGUCUCACAGUGGCCGAUGCACUGGAGCCAGUGUCCUUCAACGAAGGUGAAACUAUCGUGCGGCAAGGAGAGCCCGGGAAUGAUUUCUACAUCAUUGUUGAAGGCACGGCGGUGGUGCUGCAGCAGCGCGGCGCCGGCGGGGACGCGGUGGAGGUGGGGCGCCUGGGCCCGUCCGACUACUUCGGCGAGAUCGCGCUGCUGCUGGACCGGCCGCGCGCCGCCACCGUGCGCGCCGCCGGCCCGCUCAAGUGCGUCAAGCUCGACCGCGCCAGAUUCGAACGAGUUCUGGGUCUAUGUGCCGACAUCCUUAAACGAAAUAUUGCACAAUAUAACAGUUUUGUUUCUCUCUCGGUUUAAUAUUCUGUUGUUAGUUAUAGUAUUACUAUGUACACAUACAUAGGUAAUUCAAAUUAUCUACGAGAAAUGUAUUAAAAUGUUAUUUGUGCUAAUAAGAAAUCAUCAAGUUUAUAAAUAAUCCAUAACUAAAAAUAUACGAGAUUAACAUGACUGCUUGUGUUAGUCUAAAAAGUCUUACCCUUCGAAUAACAAUAUGUCUCUCAUUGUUAAGUAUACGAUAAUAAUUGAAUUUUAUUAAUUAAAAUUAUUUUAUAAUAAAAUGUACCAUUGAACACAUA
Melitaea cinxia (Glanville fritillary) is the source of this 1606-nucleotide messenger RNA. It is a transcript of the gene Pka-R1, whose product is annotated as cAMP-dependent protein kinase type I regulatory subunit. Gene Ontology annotation, biological process: regulation of protein phosphorylation. Bases 207 to 1328 code for a protein of 373 amino acids. Gene Ontology annotation, molecular function: cAMP-dependent protein kinase regulator activity. The record is from RefSeq and is a predicted model, not a curated record. The transcript is spliced from 7 exons. Gene Ontology annotation, cellular component: cAMP-dependent protein kinase complex. Lineage: Eukaryota; Metazoa; Arthropoda; Insecta; Lepidoptera; Nymphalidae.